This is a messenger RNA of Adineta steineri, 2916 nucleotides long. The record is from the annotation of a GenBank genome assembly. NCBI's taxonomy places the organism in Eukaryota, Metazoa, Rotifera, Eurotatoria, Adinetida, Adinetidae.
AUGUUGACAGUCAAUGUGUUUUGUUUAUCAACGUCAUCGAUACAAAUAAUUGAUAGCGAAAUUGGUGAUAAUAACAUUCUUGAUUGUCCCAUAAAUCGAAAUAAAUAUUCGCUCCCAUUGAUUAUUCAAUGGUAUAGAUCAAUAAAUAAUUAUUCGACACCAGUUGCUAGCCAAUUCAAUGAUUAUCCUGUCCAUAUUGAUGAAUUAUAUUUUAAAAAAUAUAGUCUUUUAAUAAAUGGAUCAUUGAAAAUUGAAAAUAUUCAAUUAAAUGAUAAUGAUACAUUUGAAUGUCGAAUUAUUUUAAUUGAUCGUGGUUUACUUGAUAUCAAAGAAAAAUAUUUUCAAAUACUUCGUGUCAAUGAACAACCACGUCUUAUCAAUCAUUCAGAUUCCUUAGAAGUUGCUAAUCAUUAUUCAACAGUUAAUUUUAUUUGUCAGAUUUAUGGUAUUCCAAAUCCAACAAUUUCAUGGUACAAAGUUAUUCAACAAAGUAAACAAACGAAUAAUGAAGAAAAUUUACAAUUCCUUUUGACCGAUAAUCCAAUUUUUACUCUUGAAAAUGUUGACGAUAGUUCGGCAGGUAAAUAUAGAUGUAUAGGUAAAAAUCGACUUGGUUCAAUACAAAAUGAAUUUCAACUAUUUAUUCGUGGAUCUAUCUAUUGGCGACAAUUACCGCAAAGUCAAAUAGCUAAAAUUCAUGAUAAUAUUACGUUGAAAUGUGAAGGUGAAAGUAAUGAACUAUUACAAUAUCAAUGGUUAAAAAAUGAAGUUCCAAUAUCGGAUACAAUUUCAUCACUUGAUCGUAUACAUACAUUCAGUGAUGGUGUGUUAAGUAUUAAUAAUAUCCAACCUUCAGAUCAUGGUUCCUAUGUAUGUGUAAUAAGUAUAUUAAAUACUACAAAUAUUCGUAGUAAACCAGCUACUGUUACUGUUAAAUACCCACCGAUUCCAUCGCGUACUCGUCAAACAAAUAACUUAACAUUAAUUCAUGGUUCGUUAGGUAUAUGUCCAUGUUUACUAGAUGCUUAUCCACCUAUUCAAUCUGUUUCUUGGUAUCGAAAUGGAAGAUCUAUUCGUAUUGAACCGAAAGGUGGAACAUAUACUAUUAAUUCUGAAUAUGCAUUAAUAAUAAAAUCAGUUGAUGGUGAUGAUAAUGGAUUAUAUUAUUGUCGUGCACAAAAUGCGGAAGGAUUUGGUAAUGAUAGUAUACCAUUUCGUGUUGAUAUCAAAGAACCAAUUAAGUUUAUGAUAAAACCAAAUUCAAUUUAUCAUAUUCAAGAAAAAGAUCGAUUAGUAGUACCAUGUGCUGUCUAUGGUGACCCACAGCCAACAAUUAAAUGGUUUAAAAAUUCAAUUGAAUUGAAUAGAAUCAAUGAAAAUUUAACCUUGGAACAUAUUGAAAAGACUGAUCAUGGUUUAUAUAUAUGUCAAGCAUCAAAUAAACACACAACAACUAAUAUUAGUACUUUACUUAUUGUUGAAAAUACAACACCACAAGCACCACUGAAUAUUCAAUAUAAACAAAUCGCUUCGAAUCUUUUAAUAUCUUGGGAACCUGGUUAUGACGGUGGUCAUUCUCAACAUUUCAUUAUUUGGUAUCGUAUAAUUGAAAAUAAAAAACAAAAUUGGAAUCAAAUACGUGUAUUACCUAAUAAUGCAACUGAAUUUUUCUUAUUUGAUUUAAAAUUACAACAAACAUAUGAAGUUACAAUUGUUGCUGAAAAUUCGAUUGGUUUAGGAAUAUUUAGUCCAAUAAUAUCAAUAUAUUUAAAUGAUAAUCAAGAUUUAUCUAUUGGAUAUCUUCAUUAUUCAAAUGAAACAAAUUUCUUACGACCAUUAUCACCAACAAAUCUUCGUCUAUCAAAUUCCGGAUCAAAUCUUCAUAUAACAUGGAAUCAAGCAGAUUUAUUUGAUUCACCAAUAAAUAUUGUCAGUUAUGUUAUACAAUGGCGUUCAACAAUUGUUUUUAAUAAUCAACAAUCACAACAAUUUAUUGUUGUUCCAUAUCCUAUACGAUCUUAUAUAUUAAAAGAUAUAAAAGAAUCCAAAUAUAUUAUUCAAAUAAUGUCUUAUUCUAAUCAAGGAACAUAUAGUAUUCCAAUUGAAUCAGAUAUUAAUAUUCAAUUUAAUUCAAUUCUUGCUUAUCAUGGUUCAAGUCGAUUUUUAAUAUCAAUACUUUGUUUUCUAACUGUAUUAACAGUAGCAACAGUAUGUAUUGGCAUAUUUUGUGUUCUUAAACAUUAUUAUCAUCGACGAUCGUAUUGUACAAAUCAUAAAACUGAUUCAAUGUUUACAUGUUGGUGUUUUCCUUCGAUUCAAUAUCGAUUGAAUAGUUGUUCUUCUAUGGAAAAGGAACAACGAUAUUGCGCAAGUCUUUUAAAAUCAAAUGAUCUUCAAUCAUCACCGAUUUAUACAUCUCGACAAAAAAUGACAUCACAAAUAACAACUAAACCACAUCGACCAUUAUCAUCUUCGGAGAGUUUUACUGAUUCAUCAAUAUCAUUAGCUAAAGUUACAACAAUUCCAAGUUGCCGAAAUUCAAUUAUAUCAAAUACAAUAGAAAUACAACCAUUAACAUGCAAUUUAUUAUCAACAGAAAAUUCACAUGUGAUACCAUCAUCUACUCUUACAUUUGUCUUAGUACCAAAUACGAAUGAUGAUACUAAAAUGACUUCUUUUUUUCAACCAAUAUCAGUUAGUAAUGCAUCAGCUAUAGCUCAUAAUGAUAUGGAAAGUCGAAAGAAUAGUUCUCGUUUACCACUUGAAGCUGUACCUGAAUUAAGUGAACUAACUGUAGCUAAUAGUCGAUAUAGUUUUACUCCCUCAGUUUCAUCAAUAGCUCAUCAUCCACAUUCAAUUCAACCUAGUCCUGUUCUUGUAACAUUUGAUUCGAAUUCAUCAAAACAUCCUAUAUAA